This is a messenger RNA of Chondrus crispus (carragheen), 393 nucleotides long. RefSeq lists its product as hypothetical. The transcript has a single exon. The record is from RefSeq and is a predicted model, not a curated record. Bases 1 to 393 code for a protein of 130 amino acids. Lineage: Eukaryota; Rhodophyta; Florideophyceae; Gigartinales; Gigartinaceae.
AUGACGCCGUUGUUUUGGCAUCAGAGAGGAACUUAUUCGCGUCGGAUGAGGUGCUCGUGCAUGGGGAGUUGGGAGAGGAGGGAGGGGCGAGCGCGUUUUAUUCUCAGUCGGACGAUGCGGGGAGGGAAGGCGAGGGGAAUAAAACGAAUGUCGGAAAGAAAAAGAAGAAUACAGGCGCUGGCGGGAAGCAGAAGGCAAAAGCAAAUUCAAAACGGAAGGCCUCGCAGGAGUCUGAGCGAGGGCGAAUAUCGAAGCCGCGUCGUCCAAAGUAGUAGCUUAGCAGAUAGUCUAACCAUACUGGGUUGGUGUCCUGGUGCGGGCCAAUAUAAUAUAUUUUAUGCGAGCACUGGGCUUUUGCAAUAUGUUGUGCGUGAUUUGUCGCUGAAUAUUUGA